This is a messenger RNA of Marchantia polymorpha subsp. ruderalis, 1293 nucleotides long. Lineage: Eukaryota; Viridiplantae; Streptophyta; Marchantiopsida; Marchantiales; Marchantiaceae. The record is from the annotation of a GenBank genome assembly.
AGGAACGAGUGGGUUGCAAGUCAAAUUCUUUCGGUUAACUUCGUGGCUUCGAUGGCAACUGUGGUAAUUCCAGGAACGGACACGGAGGUGCUCCUGUUGCGGCGUUCGUCAUCAGCUUGCGACAUCCAUCAGUGUACAGAAAAAGGCUGCUCGCUCUGUCCAUGACUUCUUCCUACAGUGAGCAUUAAGGCUUCUUCGGCCGUGCUACUGCUGCCCUCCGGUGUCCAGCGCUGAAUUGUGAUUUCGAGAUUAGAUUCUGUGUGCAGCGGGAACGAGUUUUUGUCGAGGAAUUUGAAGCUUGCUUGUGCUGUGGCCGUGGGUGGUGCUGUUGUGCUGUGCUGUGCUGCUCUGAGGGGGGAAUAUCGAGGAAAGUUUGAUGGCUUCUUAUCCGGACAAAGAGGUGAAGCUAUGGACAGACAAAAGAGAGCGAGAGAUGUAUGACAACUUCGCCGAUUUGUUCGCAAUCAUCAAAACCACGGAGAAAUUAGAGAAGGCAUAUGUGCGCGAUGUGAUCAGCGCCAAGGAGUAUGAACCUGCAUGUGCGAAGCUCAUCGCCCAGUUCAGAACCCUAAAGACAACGCUCAAAGAUACUGUACCUGAUGUAGAGAGAUUCAUGGAGGCUUACAAAAUGGAUUGCCCGGCAGCGGCCAAUCGCCUCAUAAUUUCUGGAAUUCCUGCCACCGUAGAGCAUAAAUCGGCAUCUUCGGAUUCCGGAACAGCAGUUGCCGUAGCAGAGUGUGUCCAGCACUAUAUCACUGCCAUGGACAGCUUGAAGCUGAAUAUGGUGGCCGUGGACCAGGUCCAUCCUCUUCUUUCUGAUUUGGUUGCUUCCUUGAGUAGGGUACCGCAAUUGUCACCUGAUUUCGAAGGCAAGGUGAAAGGGAGAGAGUGGAUCACAAUUCUUAACAAAAUGGGAGCAGCCGACGAGUUGAAUGAGCAACAAGCGCGGCAAUUGUUGUUUGAUUUGGAAUCUUCCUACAACGCCUUCAUCAACUCUCUGCCCAAAUCAUCUUCUUAAUCUAGGUGCUUGCGGAAUUACAUUGUUUGUGGACGCCGUGGAAAGAGCUUUUGUACAUAUGCACGCUGUUACCAUUGCUCUCCUAAUCUUCGUAAAUAUUGGAACUUCAAGUAAAAUUCAGCACGGUUGCCUGGACCAGGUUUACCAGACCUUGAUAAACGAGAGUCAGCUUGAUGUCGCGACCACAGAAUCCCAGAAUAUGAAUUUUAAACACCGCAGCAGCGGUGUCAUUUUGUUGAAUUUUAGGUGUCACAUUUUUUGAAUUUGACAAUAUG